Trichoderma virens Gv29-8 is the source of this 2199-nucleotide messenger RNA. RefSeq lists its product as uncharacterized. Bases 1 to 2199 code for a protein of 732 amino acids. The transcript has 7 exons. Gene Ontology annotation, molecular function: ferric-chelate reductase activity. Gene Ontology annotation, cellular component: plasma membrane. The record is from RefSeq and is a predicted model, not a curated record. Gene Ontology annotation, biological process: intracellular iron ion homeostasis; iron ion transport; copper ion import. NCBI's taxonomy places the organism in Eukaryota, Fungi, Ascomycota, Sordariomycetes, Hypocreales, Hypocreaceae.
AUGAUCGCCGCAAGGCAUCUCCUCAGAGUUUUCCUGACUCUUGUCAGCCUAUUCGCAUCACAUGGACUAUCCAACACCAUUGCUGUCAACCAGGAAUGCGUCUCCGCUGUGUUCGGAAUUAUCGGAGGUCUCAACUUUGAAGGUGUCGGCUACGGCAAUUACUACUUGGGGCUUUGCACGAAUCCACUCAAAACCAUAUCCGUCUACGCCAACUCCAAGACCUAUUGCCCGCCAGCUGACCUGGAACCUGGUUUCAGCUACUUUGGGUGGGCCUGUCAGGAGUAUGGGGGUGCAGAGCCUAUAUCACAGGCAGAUUUGGCUGCGAAUUUGACCAUUGAAGCCAUCAAGGGCUUUCCUGUCCUUGAUCAGGCUGAUUCGAACCCUUUAAUUAAUCUCACGACGCCGAUUUUAAUCACGAGAGAUUGGUUCGACUUGGGCUUCCGCACAGAGGACUCGUGGGAUUAUGAGGCCCGAACGCACAGAGCUUAUGGGUUCGCAAUGUACGGAUUCUGGGGGGGUGUUAUCCUCAUCGGAACCCUGCAUCGACUCAUUUCUGUUAUCAAUGAACGUCGCCUGCCUCCUUCAUCUACCGAUCCUGAGGACACCGGAAGAGCGGAUAGUCGCGAGAAGUCAGCAUCUGGAACCCAAUCAAAUGCAUACUCGUAUUCACGGAUCACCAAACACCUUACGAUUCCGAGCGCUUUACCGCCAUUUCGCAGCCAGCUCUUGUUUGGAUGCACUAUACCAACUCGCAUCGAGUCAUUCGUCAUCCUCUCAUACUGGAUCAUCAGUUUUGUACUUUGUUGUGUAAACUACCGUCCAUUUAAUGGCAAUCUUUAUUGGUCUGCAAUGUCCCCUCAGAUAUGGCGAUAUGUCGCCGACCGAACGGGCAUCAUCGCCUACGCCAACCUACCAAUACUCUGGAUGUUCAGUGGGCGUAACAAUAUUUUCAUCUGGUUAACAGGCUGGCAAUUCUCUACGUUCAACCUCUUUCACAGACACGUUGCACGCGUAGCAACAUUGCAGGCCAUCCUUCAUUCCAUCGGAUACACAGCAUUCUAUUUCACAAGCGGAGAGGGUGCAACGAUUUCAAUGAGUUUCAUCGUUUUAUUCUCCUUCAGUUGGUUCCGACGCAAGAUAUACGAGUCUUUUCUUAUGAUCCACAUCAUCUUAUCCGUCGUGGUGAUUGUUGCUCUUUUUUACCACACAUCUAUUUUCGAUGGGCAGUAUGAUCCAUAUCUAUGGCCUCUCGUUGCUAUCUGGAGCUUUGAUCGUUUCCUGAGGAUCGUUCGAGUAGUCUACUGCAACCUCCACGUCCAACUGCACAAAAAGUCCCUCAAUCGGAGCAUCGCUGCUAUAUCCUACGACCAGGAUGCUAAUAUUAUCCGUGUUCAAAUCAACACGCAUAUAAAACCUAGACCUGGUCAGCACUAUUAUCUCUACCAGCCCUUCCGGUUAACUGGAUGGGAGAGUCACCCUUUUACGUUGGCCUACUGGAGCCAGUCCACAGAAAGCCAGCAUAGAGGACAGGCUGGAGCCCCAGCUACAGGUAGCACAACGGUUGGCUCUAUCGCGGCAUCAUCUAAGGCCAUGGAAGGCGAGUAUCUCAUGUCUUUUUGGAUCCGCCCACAAGAUGGCUGGACUCGCCAUCUCCGGGAUCUCUGCCUAAAGUCAUCCCAGGUCCCUGCAACGUCUAAAGAGACCAUCCUCCUUGAAGGCCCCUAUGGCAUGAGCGAGCCCUUGCAGAAAUUUGACGAGGUCCUUCUUAUUGCUGGUGGAUCUGGCAUCGCAGCUAUGGUUCCUUACGUGCUUGACUAUAUCUCACAGGCAUCGAAUAAAUCGAGCCGAACACGCAUACGCGGAUUGACACUCGUUUGGUCCGAUCGUAAUCGAGCCUUUAUGCAUCAGAUUGCCCAGCAGGAACUUGCGGCAGCGCUUACGCUGAAUGAGAUCAGAUAUAUUUCUGAAUCAACGGAUAGCAUAUCUGCAACCGGUUCUCUGACUAUUGAUACGGGCAGGCCUGACAUCCCGACAAUCAUUGAGAGAGCAGCGACCGCUGCUACCGAGUCCGGAUCACGGCUUGCUGUGAUGACAUGUGGUCCUGCCGGGAUGUCAGAUGCAGCCAGGGAUGCGACGUAUCGGGCUAUACGUACACGGAACAGCUCUAUUGAGUAUUUUGAGAGUGCAUUUGGGUGGUAA